Messenger RNA from Helicoverpa armigera (cotton bollworm), 5289 nucleotides. RefSeq names its product rabankyrin-5. The transcript has 21 exons. Gene Ontology annotation, molecular function: metal ion binding; protein binding. NCBI's taxonomy places the organism in Eukaryota, Metazoa, Arthropoda, Insecta, Lepidoptera, Noctuidae. Bases 222 to 3773 code for a protein of 1183 amino acids. The record is from RefSeq and is a predicted model, not a curated record.
CAGAGCUUUAUACUUAUUAUUCGUUAGUAAAGAUUUUUGCCUUUCUGUGACGACUUUGCCAUUCUGUUUAGAGAAACGUCAUGUUUAUUGACUGAUGGCCGACAAUUUGCUGACAAUAGUGAAGUUGAAAAUUGUCAUUACAUACGAAUAAAUAUUUUUUUGUUGGGCGACGGAAUUCAAGGAUUUUUUGAGAUUCUGCAUCACAAGUAAAAAACCUCGUCAUGGCUUCGAGCGAGGUGACGAAGCUCCAGCAGCACUUGGCACUGCUGAAAGAAGAGUAUGGGAAACUGCAGAGUCACUGUGCCGAGGUGGAGCGCAAGUACACGCUGGCGGCAGCGUCUGCCGGCGACCUGAGCGAGACGAGCUUUGUGGCGCGCCUGCUCAUGACGGUGGCCACUCUGUACGGCAGGGAGACCUACUCCGACAUCACCAUCAAGCUGCAGAGCAAGUCCAUGCCUGGGCACAAGUUCGUGCUGAAUGCGCGAUCUGAUGACUGGAAUGAGGAAGCUCUUAAAAAUCUCGAAGAAUUAGACUGGACUUCUCUGCCAGAUGACAUUGGUGCAGCUCUGCUCAAAUGGCUGUACACAGAUGUGGUGGACUUGUCCCGAGGAGACAGCUUUGCUCUGCAGCUGAUGAAAUCUGCUGCAAGCUUUAAGUUGCAUGGAUUAGUUGGGAAGUGUGAGCAGGCUCUUAUUGCUUCAGUUGGAGUGAGGUCCUGUGUAAAGUUCUACUCAGCUGCGGAUGAGAUAGGAGCAGCAGCUCUCAAGGAGCACUGCUCGGGACUCAUAUCUGCACAUUGGGAUGACCUCACUGGUGAGGACUUCGCGCACAUGUCCUCGGCUCUGCUGUACCGCAUGCUGAAGAGUAAGACGUCGCAGCCGCUGCACGGCGCGGUGCGCUUGCUGCGAGAGGACGUCGUCUUCCUGUGUCUCGUCGAGAACCACGCCAACUUAACAGACAUCGUAAACGCGAUGUCAACACGUGGCGAGCUACCUCUAGAACUGGCGCUGCGGGGGCGAAGCUCCUCAAUAGCCACGACGUUGCUGCAGCACUGCGCAGACGCCGACGCGAGGGGACCGCGCGGCAGGAGCCUGCUGCACCGAGCCAUCGACUCCAGAGACGCAUUCUCUGCCAAGUUCCUUGUCGAUAACGGCGCAGACCCCAAUCUAACCACCAAAGAGGAGGGUGACACGGCGCUGCACUUGAUCGCAUCGCUCACGUCCAGCUCUUGUGACGAAGAGACCAUGGACCAGAUGGCAGAGAUCGCCGAGGUCAUGGUACAGAAGAAUGCUGAUAUCAACCGACAGAAUAGAAAAGGAUUCACACCUCUCCAUCAAGCAGUAAUAGCUAGAAAUCAAAGGAUAUUCGACUUGCUUCUCAAACAGCCGACAUUAGACACAAAUCUAAGGACCUUGACAGACGAGCAUCCGCCGCUUUACUACGCGUUAGUAGACGACAGACGAGCGUCCAUUUCAUCCAGUGAGACUUUAGUCAUGAAUGGAUCAAACCCCUUCGAUACACCUGUGACGAAUAAAAACGCCUUUACCGAAGACCCAGUGGAGGGGAAAACGGAAAAUGUUGUUGAAAGAGGAUUCGCUGCUAAACUAUUGGAGAAAGGAUGUCAACCAAACCCGUUAUACUCGGGAGCGGGAGACAGUUUGCUACAUAUUCUGGCGCAAGGGUGGUUUGAGGAAUCAGCGGUGUUCCUGGUGAGUCACCUGAACGGCGAGCUGAACCACAGCAACGAGGCCGGCAUGAGUGCACUACACGCGGCCUGCGCCAAUGGACUCGCACGACUCACUGCCGCUUUGUUGGAACAUGGUGCUAGGCCUAACUUGCAGACGUCGUACGGAGAGCAGGAAGACACGGUUUAUAGACAAACGCCCCUGCACUUAGCAGUGCUGAACAACCACGAAGGUGCAGUGCUGGCUAUCAUAGAACACAAGAAGCUCAUAGAGAAGGGCGACAUGCCAGCCACAGAUCGCAGUAACGUCAGUCUCGCGCCCAACCUUAACUUGAAGAACUCGGAGGGAGAUACGCCCGUCAGUCUAGCACUCACUGAAGGUCACAAGAAUCUGGUCGCCCCGCUGGUCGAAGGUGGCGCGGACCCAAACAUUCGCAAUGGAAAGGGUUUCACAUUACUCCAUCAAGCUAUUGUAGAGGAAGACUCUCGGACCGCCAUAUACCUGCUCGACCAUGGAGCUGACAUGAAUGCAUUGACGGAGGCAGGCGAGACGCCGCUGCAGCUGGCCAUCCACUGCCGGCUAGGCUUAGUGGUGGAGGCGCUUUGUGUUCGUGGAGUGGACAUGAGCCGCCUCGACGCUAACGGAGUGCCCCCGCUGUGGGCAGCGCUCGACUCCGGCCAGGAGGAAGUCGCUAGCAUCUUGGUCAGAAAUGGUGCAGAUGCAGACUGUUGGGGCUCCGGGCCUGAUGGAUGCUUACAGACAUUGUUACAUAAAGCGAUAGACGAGAACAAGGAGUCUCUGGCCAUGUUCCUGAUCCGGUCGGGCUGCGACGUGGAGUCGCCCCGGCGGCUGGGCCCCUCCGGCGAGGGCGCCGACAUCGCCAACGAGAAGCACUCGCCGCUGCAUCUGUGCUGCACAUGGGGACUUACUGAUGUCAUACAGACCCUUCUCGAACAUGGCGCGAACAUAAAUUCGAAAGACGCGGAAGGCAAGACCCCUCUUCACAUAGCGAUAGAGAACCAGCACGCGGGUAUCAUCUCGCUGCUGCUGUCUCAGCCGGGCAUCGAACUGUCGGCGCGUGACAACCGCGGUGUGUCGCCCUUUGCCGCUGCGCUUACGGCAAGGAAUAAUAAGGCGGCGCAAGCUAUAUUGGAGAAGAACCCGUCCGCUGCUGAACAGGUAGACAAAAAAGGCCGCAACUUCCUUCACGUGGCUAUCCAGACAUGCGACGUGGAGAGCGUGAUGUUCCUCCUAUCGGUGGAGGUGGACGUGAACUCGCGCGUGCAGGACGCCACGCUCGCGCCGCCCCUCCAUCUUGCAGCUGCUACCGGACAUGAGGUGCUGCUCAGGAGUCUGCUGCUGGCUGGAGCCAGGCCCAAUGAUAGGGAUGCGCAUAAACGCACGGCGCUACACGUGGCGGCGGGCGCGGGACACGAGAGCAUCGUGUCGGCGCUGGUGUCGGGCGGCGCGGAGUACGGCGCGGUGGACGCGGCCGGCGACAACGCGCUGCACGUCGCCGCGCGGGACGGACACGCCGCCGCCGCGAGGGCGCUGCUCGCCGACACCGAUAUUGAUGCCGCUGCUACUAAUCUUAAAGGUAGAAAUCCACUGCAUGAGUUGUGCUGGUGUAAAAAAGACAAUGCAGCAGCGAUCUGUGAAAUAUUCCUAGAGUUCAUGCCUGACUACCCGAUUAAUAGGACUGAUUUACAGGGCAACACUCCACUUUUACUAGCUUACAUGAACGGUCAGGGCACCAUGUGUAGGGUAUUGGUGCGGGCCGGCGCCUGUCUCGCUCAAGAAAAUAAAGAUGGCAUAUCUAUAUUUAACUAUCAAGUAGCCACAAAGCAAUUACUGCACCGUUUGUUGGACGUGUUGCCGGCGGAGGCGCCGUGGGCCGAGAGCGACCUGUGCCAGGAGUGCGGCACCAAGUUCACGCUCACCAUGAGGAAACAUCACUGUCGUCACUGUGGGCGCAUGCUGUGCAACAAAUGCUCGAGUCAGGACGUGCCGAUCCUCAAGUUCGGCAUGAACAAGCCGCAGCGAGUGUGCGAGAUCUGCUUCAACGUGCUGCAGGUCGGCGCGAGUUAGUGACGUCACGCCUCACGCUCGGUACUCGGAAUACAAGGCUCCACAGGGCGCACCUCUAUACUCGGAGAAAUGGAAAAGCCUCUGUGCACUGAAUCGAUUCAUACUUAUCUAUAUCGCUCGCAGUGCAUAGAUGUCGGAUGGCUUUCAUACUAAUGCCUUUUCAUUGGCUACGUCUCAUCCAGCGAUCAGAUGUCGCCAAUGAAAAUGUAUUACGGUGUGCUGUUACAAGUGUGUCAGACUCAGUAACCAUCUUACACACAAUAGCGGUUGCACGCGGCUCACAAGUUUAGUCAUUAGACUAUCGUGAGAUUUUAUAGUUUUAUAUUGCAAAUAAAAUAACAUCACAUCCCAGUGAUCAUUCAAAUCUUGUUAAUUUUCUUAUGAGGCUAGAUCAUUCCUACCUGCCUAACUCGAUUUCGUAAAUUUUCUUACGUAUACAUUGUUUUAAAAUACUUAACAUAAGGCACGGACUUGAGGCGAUUCUGUCUGUUAGAUAGCAAUAUGUUAUUCUAAUAACAUUGAUAUAAUAUUGUGAUUUAGUUAGGCUUCUAAGGUCACAGUUAUUGUGUAGAUGCGAAGUAUACCUUACUAUUUAAUGCCUAUAUAAUGUAAUCUUGUAAAACCAAGAGCGCGUCCAUUAGAUACUAAAAACAAAAAUACAAAAAUCUUGCUUAAAAUAGUGCCUACAGAUUUUUACGAUACUUGAAUUAUUUCAAUAUUUUUUUCUAAAUUUUGCCAAAGUUUUUCCUGUGCUUUUGUUUCUGACAUUUAGCUUGUAAUAUAUAGAAAUUGGUUUAUAUUGUAUUGUUAGAUAUUAUUGUUAAAAUUUUAUCAUGUUUAUGAUGUUCACACAUAAGAUAUUUUACUGAUUCAUUCAUUGGUACAAUAAUAUUUGUUUAGGAUACAUUUUUAUUCUAUGUUAUUUACAACGACUGCACCUACACUACUUCAUACUAGUAGGGUAUAAUGUGAAGGUUCACAAAAUGUUUAUAUCUAGGAAUUAUUUAUUAAGAAUGCAAUUUACUGUAAGAUUCCGUUUUGUGUGACCAUUAUAAACUUUUUCUUACAUCUAGAGAACUAUGCAUUUUAUACUUUUAAGUAAAUUUUCAUUAUAUUAUUGUAGGGUUUAUAGAAACUGAAAUGUAUUCUUUUAUUGCUUAGGGGUAAGACAAUUGAUGCAAUGUUUACAUUUUGUAAAGUUAACGUUAAUUUGAUGAUAAUUGGCAUUUGUUUUGACAUUCCGAUUUUCUGCACAGGUUUAUGAUAACACUCGUAUUUUUUAAAUAACUCUUAUUUUGAGUGUGCCAUUUCACUUGUGAUGUACUGAAAGCUUAAAUUGUUAUGUUGAGAUUAUUUUUUUAAUCUGAAUUUUAUUUAAUUCAAAAAUUUUAUAUUCACUGUAAUAAAAAAAACUUAUUAUGCAAAUUGCUUUUUAUUGCUUUAUGAAAGAUUGUAGUUAGUUACAGUAACAUUUUGUAAGGUUUAUAUUAAAUGCUAAAUAAAAGACAAAUAUUAA